Molecule: messenger RNA, 1185 nt
Organism: Plasmodium knowlesi strain H
Lineage: Eukaryota; Apicomplexa; Aconoidasida; Haemosporida; Plasmodiidae
Product: MSP7-like protein
Exons: 1
Coding region: 1-1185 (394 amino acids)
Source: RefSeq, a predicted model, not a curated record
AUGAAGAAAUCAAUUGCAAUUUUUGGUUCCCUCUUUGUGCUGCUUUCGCACAGCAUCGUGUCGUCUGAAAAAGUAUGCAUCCAGAAGAAGAAAAAUAAUCUGGAGCAGGAUGCAAUGCACAUGUUGAUGAAGAAGUUGGAGAGUUUGUAUAAACUGAGUGCGACGGACAACAGUGAAGUAUUCGUCAAGGAAAUUGAGGCUUUGAAGAAACAGAUUGAGCAACUCCAACAACAUGGUGGGGUAAACGAAGGAGUAACUUUAGGCCAUGCUCUAGAAAACGAGGCUGCUAACGAAUCCACCAAGAAGACCAUUUUUGGAGUGGAUGAAGACGACCUGGAUAACUACGAUGUGGACUUCACUGGACAGAGCAAGGGCAAAAUUAAGGGCCAGUCAAGUAAGUAUCAAAAGAAAGUGGCUGGAAAUGAUGAACCGAAUGUGGAAGCAUCUGGUGUGGGAACGACUGGCACAGGUGAUUCAGGUACCGAAUCACCCCCAGGAACUACGGGUACCCAGAAUGCUCAAUCCGCAGAAAAUUCGGUAUCCCAGAGUACUCAAUCCACAGUUAGUUCCAGUGUUAGUACAGGAGAAUCAUCAGGCUCAGGUAACACAGGAGCUUCAAGUGAAUCAAGUCAGAGUUCCUCCGGAGAUGGAUCACAAAAAAACGAUGAAGUUGUACCCCCCCUACAGAAUAAUGGAGAGGUAACCUCAGAUGCAGCGCAAUCUUCCUCCCAAGCGGCACCAGAAGGUCCAGCCGCUCCUGCGGGACAAGCUUCACAUGCACCCGUCCCGGAAGUGAAGUACCUGGACAAGCUCUACGACGAAGUACUUAAAGGGGAAGACGGAAAGAACGGCAUUCACAUCCCCGAAUUCCACAGCAAAUAUAAUGAUUUUCGAAAGAAGUACGAGCUUACGAUGAAUGAGCAGGAGUACCAGAUGAUGAAAAAAUUAUUUGACGCCUUCUUCAAGAAGGGGGAGAGUACCAAUGCCGUUUGCCCCCUUGAAUUUUUCAAAAAAGUUUUGAAUAACAUGAGUUUGCAAGAAGAGUUUGACAACUUUCAGCAUGGUCUUUACGGAUUUGCGAAACGCCACAACUACUUGAGGGGCGAGAAGACGACAAAUGAGAAACUAUACCAUGAUUUGCUAAAAAAUAUCAUAAAUUUGCUAAACACGAUUGAAAUGAAGUAA